Molecule: messenger RNA, 397 nt
Organism: Sinocyclocheilus grahami
Lineage: Eukaryota; Metazoa; Chordata; Actinopteri; Cypriniformes; Cyprinidae
Product: ecotropic viral integration site 5 protein-like
Exons: 3
Coding region: 153-380 (75 amino acids)
Source: RefSeq, a predicted model, not a curated record
AACUUCCUUAAAAGUGGGGGGGACUAGAUGCCACUCAACCUAAUGUUGACACACAGUUCUAAAACUUCCUUUCUGCAUAUCGCUUCUCUGUCAAAGCUGGUCUCACUGGAUGAGAUUAACAAUGUAGCAGAUUCCCUUGGAAGGCAAACAGGAUGAAGUCCCCAAGACUGCUAGAGACUGACAGUAAGUCUAUGUACUCUGUGAAUGGGGUCCUGCGAAGUCCCACCUCACCCAAAACCCUCUCUUUUGAGGAUGGCUUAUGGGGUAAUGUCAUUAAAGAAUGGGACGAUUGGCGAAAGAGAAAAGUGGGACAGAUCAAGCUGUUGUGUGACGCUCAGAAUGUUGAUGUGCGGCAGAACAGAAGUACUCAGAUCUACUGAAGAGCUCGUCUCCCUCU